UACCGGCGCCAGGUGUUCCCCACGUCUCCAGGACUGCCAGCACCUCCGCGUCCCCUACGCGGCCGACCCAGGUGAUCUCAGCACACCACCCUUCACUGAGAGGGCCAAGGGGAGGGAGAAAUGGCCACAAGAUUACUGCCAGCCCAAACUCAGAAGUUUGUGAUGUUCAAGGAUGUGGCCGUGUUCUUCAGCCAGGAAGAAUGGGGACACCUGGACCCUGCUCAAAAGGCCCUGUACCGAGAGGUGAUGCUGGAGAACUACAGCAACCUGGUCUCACUGGGGAUUCCGUUUUCCAAACCAAAGGUCAUCUCCCAGCUACAGCAAGGGGAAGAUCCCUGGAUGGUGGAUAAAGCCGUUUCUCAAGGGGUCCGUCAAGGAUGGAAGAGCUUGCUUGAAACCACAGUUUCUGAAGGAGAAACUCAAGAAGUGAUCAUGAAAAAACUCCUAGAUGGUGGUCCUUUUAAAUUCAAGUUGGGGAAAACCUAUGUAUAUGAGGGCAAGUUAGAAAAACAGCAAGGCAAAAAUAAACCUUACAGGAAAGUCAUAGUUACCUUCAAGAAAACCUAUGUGAAGGAAAGAAUUUAUAAAGGUAUUGAAUUUGGGGAAAAUGGUCUGAAGUCACCAAUUAUUAAAACACCCAAAGUCAUAUCCAGAGAAAAGAAACCAUAUUCACAGCAAUACUCAACUCUACUUAAACAACUUGGAAUCAACACAUGGCGUAAAUGUUAUAAAUGUAAUGUCUGUGGGAAAGUCUUCCUCCACAGUUCUUCCCUGAGUAAGCAUCAAAGAAUUCAUACCGGCGAGAAGCUCUAUAAGUGUAAGGAAUGUAGGAAAGCUUUCAGCCAAAGCUCAUCCCUAACUCAACACCUGAGAGUUCACACUGGAGAAAAACCUUAUAUCUGUAAUGAAUGUGGGAAAGCCUUCAGUUUUACUACAUCUCUUAUUGGACAUCAAAGAAUGCAUACUGGAGAAAGACCGUAUAAAUGCAAAGACUGCGGAAAAACCUUUAAAGGUAGUUCAUCUCUUAAUAAUCACCAACGAAUUCAUACUGGAGAAAAGCCCUAUAAGUGUAAUGAAUGUGGGCGAGCCUUUAGUCAGUGUUCAUCUCUUAUUCAACAUCAUAGAAUCCAUACUGGAGAGAAGCCUUAUGAAUGUAAUCAGUGUGGAAAAGCCUUUACUUCAAUAUCACGGCUAAGUAGACAUCAUAGAAUCCAUACCGGAGAAAAGCCCUUUAGCUGCAACGAGUGUAGGAAAGUCUUUAGUUAUCACUCAGCACUUAUUAUACAUCAGAGAACUCACACUGGUGAGAAACCUUAUUCAUGUAAAGAAUGUGGGAAAGCAUUUAGCCAAAGCUCAGCUCUUAUACAGCAUCAGAGAAUUCAUACUGGAGAAAAGCCCUACAAAUGUAAUGAAUGUGGAAAAGCCUUUUCCUGGAUUUCACGGCUAAAUAUACAUCAUAGAAUUCAUACUGGAGAAAAACCAUACCAUUGUAAAGAAUGUGGGAAAGCGUUCAGUUCCCACUCAGCAGUUAAUACUCAUCGGAAAAUUCAUAGUGGAGAAAAACCUUAUAAAUGUAAUGACUGUGAAAAAGCCUUCAACCAAAGCUCAGCUCUAAUUCAGCACCAGAGAAUCCAUACUGGAGAGAAACCAUUUAAUUGUAAAGUAUGUGGGAAAGCUUUCAGACAAAGUUCAUCCCUUCUGACACAUAAGAGGAUUCAUACUGGAGAAAAGCCUUAUAAAUGUAAACAAUGUGGGAAAGCUUUUAGUCAGAGUUCAUCCCUUACUAAUCACCAGAGGACUCAUAUUGGAGAGAAAUUUGGCAAAGAACUUUCUGAAUUACAUUUAUAUGGCUUGUGGCAGGUAGAAUUGGAAACAGUGACAUUUGGGGAUAUAGCUGUGCUCUUCAGCCAGGAGGAAUGGAGAUACUUGGACCCUUUUCAGAGGGCCCUGUACCGAGAGGUGAUGCUGGAGAACUACAGAAACCUGGUCUCAUUGGGGAUUCCAUUUUCCAAACCAAAGCUUAUCUCCCAGUUGCAGCAAGGGAAAGACCCCUGGAUGGUGGGAAAAGGAGUUUCUGACGGUGUCUGCAAAGGGAUUUCAUUUUCAGUGCCAAAAAUGAACUGCCAGUUGCUUCGAAAAAAUCCUUGUGUGGUGAAAAGAGAAAUCCCCCAAGACACCUCUCCAGGUUUCAAGACUUGGCCUCAAGCAGAAGUAUUGCCUUCCAGACAGGACAUUUUUAUAGAAGAAAAACCUCAAGGAAUAGUAAUGAAAAACGCCAUGAAGUAUAGUCACUGGAAUAUGAAGUUUCGAGAAGCUUUGGAUUUUAAGAGCAGGUUGGAAUGGGAGCAACAGAAGAAACCUCAGAGGCAAAUGGUCACCUCAUACAGAAAAGCUAUCAGUGGAGGUAGAGACACUACAAGUCUUGAACUGGGGGAAGGCCUAUUUAUAAAUACAGUUUUUGUAAGACAACAGAAUGUUCCUAAAGAAAGGACAUCCAGUAUAUAUUAUACUUGUGGAAAGGAUUUUAAACAAGAUAUUGAUCUAAUGAAAUGCUUUCAAAUUUAUCCAGAAGAAAAACCUUAUAUUUGUAAUGAGUGUGGCAAAAGCUUUAAUCAUAGUCUUCAGUAUAUUGAACACCAGAGAAUUCAUACUGAUGAGAAACCCUACAAAUGUAAUGAAUGUGAGAAAACCUUUAGUCACAGGUCAUCCCUUCUUUCCCAUCAGAGGACUCACACUGGAGAGAAACCUUACAAAUGUAGUGAAUGUGAAAAAUCUUUUAGCAACAGUUCAGCCCUUAUCAAACAUCUGAGAGUGCACACUGGAGAGAAACCGUAUCAGUGUAAUGAAUGUGGUAAAGCCUUUAGCCAGUGUUCAACCCUCACUAUACAUCAGAGAAUUCAUACGGGCGAGAAGCUGUAUAAAUGUGAUGAAUGUGAGAAGGCCUUUAACUGCAGAGCAAAACUUCAUAGACAUCAAAGGAUCCAUGCUGGUGAGAAACCCUAUAAAUGUAGUGAAUGUGGAAAAGGUUACAGCCAAUUUACAUCUCUGGCUGAACAUCAGAGACUCCAUACUGGAGAACAACUGUGUAAAUGCAUGGAAUGUGGGAGAAACUUCACACGCAUCUCAACCCUUAUCGAACAUCAGCGAAUUCAUAGUGGACAGAAACCCUAUCACUGUAAUGAAUGUGGGAAAACCUUCAAUCAAUAUUCAUCCUUUAAUGAACAUCGUAAAAUUCAUACUGGAGAAAAACUUUAUACAUGUGAAGAAUGUGGUAAAGCCUUUGGUUGUAAGUCCAAUCUUUAUAGGCAUCAGAGAAUCCAUACUGGUGAGAAACCCUAUCAGUGUAAUCAGUGUGGGAAAGCAUUCAGCCAAUAUUCCUUCCUCACUGAACAUGAGAGAAUCCAUACGGGAGAGAAACUUUAUAAAUGUAUGGAAUGUGGAAAAGCCUACAGUUACAGAUCAAACCUUUGUAGACACAAAAAAGUUCACAAUAAAGAAAAACUCUAUAAAUGGAAGGACUAUGAAAAACCUUUUAUCUACAGCUCUUACUCAUUAGCAGAAUUCUCUUUGAAGUGAUAAGCCCUAU
Molecule: messenger RNA, 3586 nt
Organism: Echinops telfairi (small Madagascar hedgehog)
Lineage: Eukaryota; Metazoa; Chordata; Mammalia; Afrosoricida; Tenrecidae
Product: zinc finger protein 850
Exons: 10
Coding region: 121-3576 (1151 amino acids)
Biological process (GO): negative regulation of transcription by RNA polymerase II
Molecular function (GO): DNA-binding transcription repressor activity, RNA polymerase II-specific
Source: RefSeq, a predicted model, not a curated record